This is a messenger RNA of Pelobates cultripes (western spadefoot toad), 3202 nucleotides long. Lineage: Eukaryota; Metazoa; Chordata; Amphibia; Anura; Pelobatidae. The record is from the annotation of a GenBank genome assembly.
AUGGCCUAUUACCUCACAUCUUAUACUGCUCUACUGGUAAGCAACGCCUAUUACCUUACAUCCCAUACUGCUCUACUGGGAACCAAGUCCUAUUACCACACAUCCCAUACUGCUCUACUGGGAAACAAUGCUUAUUACCUCACAUCCCAUAGUGCUCCACUGGGAACCAAUUCCUAUUACCUCACAUCCCAUACUGCUCUACUGAGAACCAACACCUAUUACCUCAUAUCCCAUACUGUUCUACUGGUAACCAACGCCUAUUUCCUCAUAUCCCAUACUGCUCCACUGAGAACUAUGGCCUAUUACCUCACAUCUUAUACUGCUCUACUGGUAAGCAACGCCUAUUACCUUACAUCCCAUACUGCUCUACUGGGAACCAAGUCCUAUUACCGCACAUCCCAUACUGCUCUACUGGGAAACAAUGCUUAUUACCUCACAUCCCAUAGUGCUCCACUGGGAACCAAUUCCUAUUACCUCACAUCCCAUACUGCUCUACUGAGAACCAACACCUAUUACCUCACAUCCCAUACUGCUCUACUUGGAACCAAGACCUAUUACCUCACAUCCCAUACUGCUCUACUUGGAACCAACACCUAUUACCUCACAUCUCAUACUGCUCUACUGGGACCAAUGCCUAUUACCUCACAUCUUAUACUGCUCUACUGGUAAGCAACGCCUAUUACCUUACAUCCCAUACUGCUCUACUGGGAACCAAGUCCUAUUACCGCACAUCCCAUACUGCUCUACUGGGAAACAAUGCUUAUUACCUCACAUCCCAUAGUGCUCCACUGGGAACCAAUUCCUAUUACCUCACAUCCCAUACUGCUCUACUGAGAACCAACACCUAUUACCUCACAUCCCAUACUGCUCUACUUGGAACCAAGGCCUAUUACCUCACAUCUUAUACUGCUCUACUGGGAACCAAUGUCUAUUACCUCACAUCCCAUACUGCUCUACUGGUAACCAACGCCUAUUAUCUCACAUCCCAUACUGCUCUACUGGGAACCAAGGCCUAUUACCUCACAUCCCAUACUGCUCUACUGGGAACCAAGGCCUAUUAUCUCACAUCCUAUACUGUUCUACUGAGAACUAUGGCCUAUUACCUCACAUCUCAUACUGCUCUACUGGGAACCAGCACCUAUUACCUCACAUCCCAUACUGCUCUACUGGGAACCGAUACCUAUUACCUCACUUCUCAUACUGCUCUACUGGGAACCAAAACCUAUAACCUCAUAUCCCAUACUGCUCUACUGGGAACCAGCGCCUAUUACCUCAUAUCCCAUACUGCUCUACUGGGAAACAAUGCCUAUUACCUCACAUCCCAUACUGCUCCACUGGGAACCAAUGCCUACUACCUCACAUCCCAUACUGCUCUACUGAGAACCAAGACCUAUUACCUCACAUCCCAUACUGCUCUACUUGGAACCAACACCUAUUACCUCACAUCUCAUACUGCUCUACUGGGACCAAUGCCUAUUACCUCACAUCCCAUACUGCUCUACUUGGAACCAACACCUAUUACCUCACAUCUCAUACUGCUCUACUGGGAACCAAUGCCUAUUACCUCACAUCCCAUACUGCUCUACUGGGAACCAAGGCCUAUUACCUCACAUCCCAUACUGCUCUACUGGGAACCAAGUCCUAUUACCUCACAUCCCAUACUGCUCCACUGGUAACCAAUGCCUAUUACCUCAUAUCCCAUACUGCUCUACUGGGAACCAGCGCCUAUUACCUCAUAUCCCAUACUGCUCUACUGGGAAACAAUGCCUAUUACCUCACAUCCCAUACUGCUCCACUGGGAACCAAUGCCUAUUACCUCACAUCCCAUACUGCUCUACUGAGAACAAACACCUAUUACCUCACAUCCCAUACUGCUCUACUUGGAACUAACACCUAUUACCUCACAUCUCAUACUGCUCUACUGGGAACCAAUGCCUAUUACCUCACAUCCCAUACUGCUCUACUGGUAACCAAGGCCUAUUACCUCACAUCCCAUACUGCUCUGCUGAGAACCAACACCUAUUAUCUCACAUCCCAUACUGCUCUACUUGGAACCAAGGCCUAUUACCUCACAUCUUAUACUGCUCUACUUGGAACCAAUGUCUAUUACCUCACAUCCCAUACUGCUCUACUGGGAACCAAGGCCUCUUACCUCACAUCCCAAACUGCUCUAUUGGGAACCAAGGCCUAUUACCUCACAUCUCAUACUGCUCUACUAGUAACCAACACCUAUUACCGCACAUCCCAUACUGCUCUACUGGGAACCAAGUCCUAUUACCUCACAUCCCAUACUGUUCCACUGGUAACCAAUGCCUAUUACCUCAUAUCCCAUACUGCUCUACUGGUUACCAGCACCUAUUACCUUACAUCCCAUACUGCUCUACUGGGAACCAAUGCCUAUUACCUCACAUCCCAUACUGCUCUACUGGGAACAAAGGCCUAUUACUUCACAUCUCAUACUGCUCUACUGGUAACCAACACCUAUUACCGCACAUCUCAUACUGCUCUACUGGGAACCAGCACCUAUUACCUCACAUCCCAUACUGCUCUACUGGGAACCGACACCUAUUACCUCACAUCUCAUACUGCUCUACUGGGAACCAACACCUAUUACCUCAUAUCCCAUACUGCUCUACUGGGAACCAGCGCCUAUUUCCUCAUAUCCCAUACUGCUCUACUGGGAAACAAUGCCUAUUACCUCACAUCACAUACUGCUCCACUGGGAACCAAUGCCUAUUACCUCACAUCCCAUACUGCUCUACUGAGAACCAAGGCCUAUUACCUCACAACCCAUACUGCUCUACUGGUAACCAAGUCCUAUUACCUCACAUCCCAUACUGCUCCACUGGUAACCAAUGCCUAUUACCUCAUAUCCCAUACUGCUCUACUGGGAACCAAGGCCUUUUACCUCACAUCCCAUACUGCUCUACUGGGAACCAAGGCCUAUUACCUCACAUCUCAUACUGCUCUACUAGUAACCAACACCUAUUACCGCACAUCCUAUACUGUUUUAAUGAGAACAAACACCUAUUACUUCAUAUCCCAUACUGCUCUACUGGGAACCACGACCUAUUACCUCACAUCCCAUACUGCUCUAAUGGGAACCAAGGCCUAUUACCUCACAUCUCAUACUGCUCUACUAGUAACCAACACCUAUUACCGCAAAUCCUAUACAUUUUUAAUGAGAACCAACACCUAUUAA